Messenger RNA from Thrips palmi, 4017 nucleotides. RefSeq names its product nuclear valosin-containing protein-like (gene smid). Gene Ontology annotation, cellular component: nucleus. Gene Ontology annotation, molecular function: ATP hydrolysis activity; ATP binding; preribosome binding. The transcript is spliced from 15 exons. NCBI's taxonomy places the organism in Eukaryota, Metazoa, Arthropoda, Insecta, Thysanoptera, Thripidae. Gene Ontology annotation, biological process: ribosome biogenesis. The coding region runs from base 267 to 3548 and encodes 1093 amino acids. The record is from RefSeq and is a predicted model, not a curated record.
CUUGUGUUGCGUCGGAAUCUCCGGGGUCGUGAAGGCGUGCAUUUUCUUCCGUGCGUGCGUGUUGCCUGCGGCGCCUGCGGUGACGGGCCAGCGUGCGUGCAUUUCGCGCUCUUGACAUUUACAUCUUACGUCCCUUCGUCCCGUUUCCCCGGAGUGCGUGUGCACGCUAGUGGUUCAGCAGAGAAGAGUUUCAACUUUGGUUUGGAGGGUGACUCGCCCUCGCAGCGACUCCUGAGCCUCCACCAUUAAACCAAAACCGCAGGCGAAUGACGUCCUCCGGCGAAGUGAUAGCCCUUGAGGGCGCCGGGGCCGGCGCAGACCCCAUCAUCUUCAAAACCAACUUCAAGCCGAAGAAGCACUUAAAGCAUCGCCCGUAUUUCAUGGACCCAGCCAUAGUGCCCAGAGUUAAACAGUAUUUAGAAGAGAACAAAGAUAAAGUAUAUGUUGACAUUGAUGAUAUGGUUACUGCUCUCCAACGAAAAUACAGAGAGUACGGAAAGAAGAAACGAAUGGCGUUUAAAAGUAUUGUUGAGAAAGCUUUUUCUGUUGUGUUAAAGAAUUACAGUUUAAAUGAUGAUGAGCUGCAAAAUGCUCUUGGAUCAGAAUCAUCAAGUGACAUGGAAAUUGAAUCAGACGAUGAAGUUGAUCUUAUUGUUGAUACAAACAAUUCAAGUAAUGAUCAGAUUGUAAACAUGUACUUGCAGCAGCAACCUCAAAAGUCUAUAAGGAAACACAACAAUGAAGGAGCUAAAGAACUGAUAGACAUUAGCAGCGAUGAUGAAGACCAAGUGCCUGCCAAGCGGUCUAAACAAGCAGAUACAACAAGCAACAGUGAACCUAUAGUGCCUUUACCCCAAAUUCCUCAGUCUCCCAAAACUACAAAUGGACAUGCCACUCCAAAGGAAGUUGCUGUAACUCGUGAUGUAACUAUUACUGCCGUUCCCCCUGCCACUGUUGCACCUGUUGUUGCCUCUACUGUUCCUUCCGUCGCUCCUUCAGUCACCCCUUCAGUUGUACCGGAAAGACCAAAACGGAAGCGUCCCGUAGCAGAUGGGGGUGCUAGCUCAACACCCUCUCUCAAUGGUGAUGUGUCCAAAAGGAGGAAAGACUUUCCUGUCACACGUCCUUGUUGUUCUUUCAAGGAUGUAGGAGGGAGUACUAAAGUUCUCCAGGAAGUAUGUAAAUUACUAGUGCAUUUACAACAUCCUGAGAUUUUUGAGCAAAUUGGUGUUACUCCACCUCGUGGAUUUCUACUUCAUGGCCCUCCCGGCUGUGGCAAAAGUCUUCUCGCAAAUGCGAUUGCUGGUGAACUUCAAAUUCCCAUGUUGAAGGUUGCAGCCCCAGAAAUUGUUGCAGGAGUUUCUGGUGAGUCAGAAGAACGAAUACGUGAUCUCUUUGACCAAGCUGCAUCUAUUGCCCCAUGCGUACUUUUCAUUGACGAAAUUGAUGCUAUAACUCCCAAUCGAAAUAAUGCCCAGCGUGAAAUGGAACGGCGCAUUGUUGCACAACUUUUAACCACUUUGGAUGAGCUUAGUGAGAAAGAAGGUGGAAAUCAAGUGUUGGUUGUUGGCGCAACAAACCGCCCAGAUUCUCUGGACCCUGCUCUAAGAAGAGCUGGUCGGUUUGAUCGAGAAGUUUGUAUGGGUAUUCCUGACCAGGGAGCAAGAGCCCACAUUUUGAGAGUUGUUUGCGGUCGUUUGGCAUUAGCCCCAGAGGUAUCCUCUGAUGCUGGCAUCAAUGAGCUGGCAUCUCUCACUCCUGGCUUUGUUGGUGCAGAUCUUGCCUCAUUGACCCGAGAAGCUGCUAUGGUUGCUGUUAACAGAGUAUUUUCCCAGCUAGAAGCAAAAGAAAAGGAAGGAAAGGAAGCUGACAUUAAAGAAGCAAAAGAAAAGGAAGCGGACAUUCAAGUUCAACCUCAGACCAUUGUACCUGAGGGCAAUGAUAAAAUUGAGGGGCCAUCAGAAAUUUUAGAGACUGAAAGCAAAGUGGACAAUUGUGACAAAGACAACUCAGUGGUUGAUCAAGAAGCAAUGGAUACCUCUGAAGUGGUUCAAAUUACAACAUCAACCGAAAACAUACCAGAAGUUGCUCCUGAGUCGUCAGACACAGUAACUUUAAUGGAGGGAGAUAAUGAGACUGUUUUAACUGGGGAAGCGGUGGUUGAGAAUAAUGCAAUAUAUGAAGAGGUGAAGAUUGAUGAGGCUGUCAUAACAGAAGAGCAGAAUGAAAAUGUGGAAAAAGAAACUAUUGUUGAUGGCGAUAAGGCAGGAGAAAGUAUCAUUCCACCCCAAACAGAUGCUCCCUUACUAUCAACAGAGGUUGUCGAUAUAACUCCUGAGAACAGCAAUAAACUUCAAAAUGUCAGUCAAAAACCCCAUGAUGAUAUUGAAGUUAUGGAGGUAGCAGUUGCCAGUGGUGGUGAUGAAACACCAAAGCCUUCUGUGAAUCAAUCAGAUGAGGUUAAAGAGAAAGAGUUGGCACUUUCACAAAAGUUACAGCCUUUAUCCAUUUGGUCACCAGAGCUUUGCCAGCUGAUGGCCUGGCUUCACAACUCUCCCCUUACAGCAGCACAGCUGGGCGACCUGACAAUCACUAUGUCAGAUUUUCAUGAGGCUCUUCACCAUGUACAACCGUCCGCCAAAAGGGAAGGUUUUGCCACUGUUCCUGAUGUAACUUGGGAGGAUGUUGGCUCUUUGGCUAAUGUCAGGGCAGAAUUGCAACUGUGUGUCCUGGCACCUGUAAGGUAUGCAGAGCAGUACUCUCAGCUGGGACUGAAUGCGCCGACUGGUGUGUUGCUGUGUGGACCUCCUGGAUGUGGUAAAACUCUUCUUGCAAAAGCAGUGGCUAAUGAGGCUGGCAUAAACUUCAUUUCUGUCAAGGGACCUGAACUUCUAAACAUGUAUGUUGGUGAAAGUGAGCGUGCUGUUCGUCAAGUUUUCCAGAGGGCACGAAAUUCUGCUCCUUGUGUGAUCUUCUUUGAUGAACUUGAUGCCCUCUGUCCAAGGCGUUCAGACUCCGGUGAUAAUGGAGUUAGCAGCAGGGUUGUGAAUCAGCUUUUAACAGAAAUGGAUGGUGUUGAAGGCAGGUCAGCUGUGUACCUGAUGGCUGCAUCUAACCGGCCUGACAUAAUAGACCCAGCAGUUUUGAGACCAGGCCGACUGGACAAAAUAAUUUAUGUGGGAUUGCCAAAUGCUGAAGAUCGGAAAGAUAUUUUAAGAGCAUUAACCAAGAAUGGAACAAAGCCUCUGUUGGCUUCUGAUGUUAAUUUAUCAGAGAUUGCAAGCAGAGUUGAAUUGGAGGGUUACUCAGGUGCUGAUUUGGCUGCUCUUGUAAAAGAAGCAGGUGUUCAUGCAUUGCGAGAGUUCAUUGCAACAGGAGAAAAUCCACAAGCUGGUCCCCUUUCUGUAGCCAUCAAACAUUUCAACUCAGCUGCAGCCAAAAUCAGGCCAUCAGUGACAGGAAAGGCUCUGAAGCAUUAUGAAAAGCUCAAGGAGAUGUACGGCACCCCUUCACCUGAAGAAAAACCUAAACCUACGGAAACGUCUUAAAGACUCUUUCCUAUUGUGGGAAAACAAUAGUGUGAAUAUGCACCUUCUUAUAUUUCUGAUUAGGCCACAUAAUUUUUAUUUGUAUGGAAAAGGUUUUGUUGUCAGCACAUCUGUUUUUGCAGUCCUGUGCACCACUUGCUUCAUUUAAAGGUUUGACCAUUGUUUGUUUGUUAGAUUUGAAAUAUGCAAAUAGUGUGGAUUAGUGUUCUUUUUGUUCAAUAAGUGUAAAUAUUUUGGUAACAACAAUUUUAUUCUUAAAAAUGAUGGCCCGUUUAAAUGAAAUGUAUCUAAGGAAUCUAUAAAUUGACUCUGAUUACCAUGCUUACUGCACAGGAUAGAGAAGUUGGUCUUAUUAACAUCAAAUGUUAAAAGUCUGUAGUGCUGGGCAGUAAACAUGUUAGCUUAUAUUUAUACUGCAUUUAAUCAAGGAUUAAAAAUUUGUUAUAAUGCAUUUUAUGCCCCUGCCCAA